Molecule: messenger RNA, 1429 nt
Organism: Ictalurus furcatus (blue catfish)
Lineage: Eukaryota; Metazoa; Chordata; Actinopteri; Siluriformes; Ictaluridae
Exons: 3
Coding region: 167-883 (238 amino acids)
Source: RefSeq, a predicted model, not a curated record
CUCUGUUUAUGCUGAAUAAAGUUGAGAGACUUUGCUCGCUGACUUCUGUGUCAUUUCGCAACUCUACCAAGCGCUUGAAACAGGAAGUGUGCGACAGAGCGAAGGCGCCUCUUCAACUUUUGCGAGAAUUCAAAAGAAACAGAGACAGAAAUCUAACACAGUCACAAUGGCAUCACUGAAGCGUCUCAUCAUCGUCUGCCUGCUUCAUCUGUGUAUUCAAAGCAUUCAGGGGAAUGUCAACACCGCCGCCCUUGCUAAAAUGAUCCAGUAUUUUGAUAACAAUGUCCAGCCAAACACCAAGCCUGAUGCUCAGUACGCAAUAGCAAUCAGAGUCCCAAGGGCUCAGUGUACAACUGAAAACUCUGAUAUCGAGACUGAGUUCAGCAAGGAAAAUGCAACACAUGUGAGAAAUGUUAUCAGUAACGGAGAAAUGUGUGUACUCUGCACACCAUCAGAAAAUGUUAUUGCUGCACGGCCAAUGCGAAAAAGACCAAAGGAACAUGCUGAGCAUAGACUGCUCUAUCCUGUAGGUAAUUCUCCUAUGGGCAAACUUCUAAAAAAGGCAGAUAAGGAUAGCUGUGUAGUUUUCUAUACUUACAACUCUCCUUGUGUGAAACAGUGCAUUCAGAGUACAGACAAUAUUUUGCCGGGUCUUUCAAACUGGAUAAAUGAACAAAAAGAGGCAAUGAAUGUUUUUGUCUUUGAAAAGAUCUAUGAGAAGGACUCUAAGAAGGACAUGGAAAUAUAUAUCCGAAAGAUUUAUGCGGAAGUGCCUCUUUAUCGGUGUACUGGUAAUAAUAAUAAUAAUAAUACGAUGGAAUGUAAGAAUUGUGUGGACCAAAACAGUAAGGUGGAUUCUUUCUGUCUGCCUGAAAAGAAAUGAUUACUUUUCAUGAUUACAGUCCAAGAAGAUGCUUAUGUCGAUGAUCAAACGGUGGCGUGUUAAUGAAUAAUUUCCACCUCAUAUCUUUCACAAAGCGCUUUCGGCCCAGCACACACUGGGCUAUGAAAUCAGAAUCAUUACUCACCAAACACACACUCUGUGAAGUAUUAUUCUUGAUCACCUGUUCUGUGCCUAAUAAAAUUUUAAUCACGUAUCCUUUGUCGAAUUGCAAUAAUAUUUACACGUAUAAAUGUGUGUAGACUUUGCAGACAUGACAUUAAAAUUCUGCUCAUGAACAGUUUACUUGCUACUUAGUGCUUCAAACUCUCGCAACAAAACAGUCAUUUUUUUGCCCUUUUAUGUCUCCUUUGUUGGCGUCUCCUCAGCUAAAGGAGUCCUUGAGCAACCGCCUACAGUUUGCCUUGAAACGGCCUCGCUUAAUACCUUAUUUUCAAAAACUGGGUACACCACUGUAGGUGAUAUUAUUCUCCUCAUCUAUCGAACAUCAAAAGGAAACUCAAGAGUAGAAAAGUUUUAACAGAUCAC